Salvia miltiorrhiza (redroot sage) is the source of this 309-nucleotide messenger RNA. RefSeq names its product cytochrome P450 711A1-like. Lineage: Eukaryota; Viridiplantae; Streptophyta; Magnoliopsida; Lamiales; Lamiaceae. The record is from RefSeq and is a predicted model, not a curated record. Gene Ontology annotation, molecular function: monooxygenase activity; heme binding; iron ion binding. The coding region runs from base 1 to 309 and encodes 102 amino acids. The transcript is spliced from 2 exons.
AUGGUUAUAUUGACGGCUGGACCGAAAGUGUGGCUGGAACUCGGGGUUCUUGCAAAAGAUCCGGUGAACUUCCCAGAGCUGGAGAAGUUCAGGCCAGAGAGGUUCAACCCCGAAGGCGAAGAGGAGAGGAGAAGGCAUCCUUACGCCUACAUUCCCUUUGGGAUCGGGCAGAAGUUCUCAUUGCAAGAGAUCAAGCUCUCCAUGAUUCAUCUAUACAGGAAGUAUGUGUUCAGACACUCUCCUCGAGAUCUCAUGGAGAAUCCUCUGCAGCUCGACUACGGCAUAGUCCUUAAUUUCAGACAUGCAUGA